This is a messenger RNA of Salvia miltiorrhiza (redroot sage), 918 nucleotides long. RefSeq names its product RPM1 interacting protein 13-like. The record is from RefSeq and is a predicted model, not a curated record. Bases 180 to 683 code for a protein of 167 amino acids. NCBI's taxonomy places the organism in Eukaryota, Viridiplantae, Streptophyta, Magnoliopsida, Lamiales, Lamiaceae. The transcript is spliced from 3 exons.
AAAGCCCGGCCCAUAUAAGCUGCAAUCCAUAACCUUUUCCCACCGUCGCUCAUAUUCACGAAUUUGAAAUUCUCCAAGAUUCAGUUUUUACUCUGAUACAACCGAAAAGAAGAAUACAUUAAAAAAGAAGCAACCUUUGAAAUUUCCAGGAACAAUUUCCCAAAAAUUUAAUCCCUCAAAUGGGCAGUAAAUACGCUGUGAAGAAACGGAGAGUUCAGAGGGAUCCGAAGAUGGCCGUAAAACAGGAAGUGAUCGAAAUCGACGAUUCGUGCCCUUCUCCCGUUCAAAACGGCACUCCUCUAAGACCUAUGUUUUGUCUGAAAAAUAGAGAAGAAAUCAAGAAAUUCGAGCAGGAAGAAGAGUGCUUCAUUCUUGAAUUCGAUCCCUACCAUAACUUGGAUGUGGCGAAGUUGCCUAGCAAUGCUGAGGCCGAGUUCAGCAUUGUUGCUGAGACGGGGCAGGUGGCAUGUAGAGAUUACCCACAUCCGAGGAACACUUGUGCAAAAUUUCCCUUCAACCAGACGCCUCACGACAAACACUGCAAAAUGUGCUACUGUUAUGUCUGUGAUCUAUCUGCUCCUUGUCUGAAGUGGACUGGAUCAUCUGGUCAUUGCCAUGCUUUCAAAAACGAGGCUUGGGACGACGAGAAGAGAGUAAGGAGACAAGUAACCAAGACUGUAUAGAAUUUGGAUUGUGAAUAGGAGCAGCUGCUGAAAAAGAUGCAGUUUUUUAAUGCUUUUGUUUCGUUUAGUUUGAUGCUAAUCGAUGAAAUGGAGUCGUUUGAAGGCGAUUUUUGUUACUUGAAGGUUUUGUUGAAUCAUGCUUACAAUCCAAUCCAUUACUUUAUGUAUUGGUCUUCGUUUCAUACCAAACAAAUUGAGACCAAUCUUAUGUAUAUAAAUGUGAAAAUUGAGUGAA